CAGAAAUCGAGCACGAGUAUUCCAAAUGCCAUAGCUGGAUUCAAGGAAUUGCUUUCGGCGCAGCCUUUAAGGCAGAGUUUGGAGAAAAUUGCUGCAAGCUGGAUGCAGUUGCAAUUCACCUAAGCCGCUGGGGGACAGCAAUGGGCUUCACUAAGAGUUCGUCGUCUGCACCAUCGACCGAGGAUUGCUCGGAAGAAACCAUUCAAAGGGCCAAAGAGUGCCUGUCCGCGAUCAAUACAGCUUUCUCCCAAGCAUUCGACGAUGGGUCAGUUUUUCUGGAGACGGCAGGACGAGAACAAACCAACAUUUUGGACUCCCAGAUACAAAUUGGAGAGUCUUCCGACGGCUGGAACACAUUACAUAAAGCUUUGCAACAGAUCUACCAAACGCGCACACCAAGAAACAACACAGUACCCAAACCCAAUGUCAUUCGCCUAUACGAACAGGAUACUUUCGUUGGGCUUGUACAAAUUGUAUCCGCCCAGAUCCGACGAUUGAAUAAGGUCUUCCCUUCACUCAAGGCCGAGCAGACUACGCUUUCCUCUGAUGAAGUUAUCGCUAUCAAAGGUAGCGGACCUAUUGUCAUCCUAUGGCUCAAGGGUAUCGUCAAAAGCAACGACGAGUUCCUUCAUGAAGCUCUAGAAAAAGAAACCUCUAACAAGAGAAAUUUCUUUGACGGGACAGACUUGAAGGGGAAGUCCAAGAUGCAUGUUGGGCACAAAAUUGCGCCGGGGGCAAUGGGAAGUGAGGGGCCGACAACUUGGACGAAUACUACCGGAAGUGAAGAGGCGGAGGGGCACGUUGGGAAUAGUUACGGGUACUAAGUGAUGGUCUCCUUUUUGAAUUGCUGAGAAUGAGACGAUGUUUUUGAACACAAUACUAUAUAUGCUACGGCUUAAGUUUGAAAUGGGUCCUGGAUUACAGGGCCCC
Hyaloscypha bicolor E is the source of this 930-nucleotide messenger RNA. RefSeq lists its product as uncharacterized. The record is from RefSeq and is a predicted model, not a curated record. The transcript has a single exon. The coding region runs from base 141 to 824 and encodes 227 amino acids. NCBI's taxonomy places the organism in Eukaryota, Fungi, Ascomycota, Leotiomycetes, Helotiales, Hyaloscyphaceae.